AUGAUUUUAAGCCAGCAUCGAUUGAUACAUCAUGUGAGGGGGACCUCCAAGUGGGGAAAGGAGAUGACGUAACAAUCACUUUGCCACAUAUUCCAGGUUCAACUCCUCCAAUGACUGUGUUUAAAGGAAAUAAAAGGCCAUAUCAGAAGGACUGUGUGCUUAUUAUCAAUCAUGACACUGGGGAAUAUGUGCUGGAAAAACUUAGUAGCAGCAUUCAAGUCAAGAAAACAAGAGCAGAGGGCAGCAGUAAGAUCCAAGCCCGAAUAGAACAACAGUCUGCCCGAGCAUCCCAGCCUCCUUCACAGUUCAGAGCCCCCACCAAGCCAGCAGUUGGACCUAAAACUUCUCCUCUGAAAGAUAAUCCUUCUCCUGAGCCUCAGCUGGAUGACAUUAAGAGAGAGCUGAGAGCAGAGGUUGAAAUUAUUGAGCAGAUGAGCAGCAGCAGUGGAAGCAGCUCAUCGGAUUCAGAAACCUCAUCUGGGAGUGAAGAUGAAAGCUCCAGCAGUGAGGGGGAAGAGCCGGCACAUGUUUCCCCUUCCCAGCCACCACACCAGCAGUAUAACAACAGGAAUGCUGUUGCUAACGGCACCAGCAGGCCGCAAGGAAGCAAUCAGCUCAUGAACACGCUCCGAAAUGACUUGCAGUUGAGUGAGUCUGGGAGCGACAGUGAUGACUAGAGGCUGAGCUUUUGCUGUUUCUGUUACAUAUACAUGAAGAACUAAUUUACCUUGAAGUGAUCCUAGUGCUUAUGAAGAGGAGCUGGCACAGCGAUAGUUCCAUGUGUGGAAUUUUAAUAGGAGAAAUGCAUAGCCCUACAAAAUAGCAAAUGUUGAGGGCUGGUUUACUUUGUGAAUUAAGUGUAUAUUUUGUGUAUAUUCUUAUUCUUUUAAAGCUUUAAAUAGAUAUGUACAGUGGGUAAGCCAGUAUAUGUUCCUAUCUAUGUUCAUGUCCAUCAUCUGCAAGUUUAAUGUGUAACUAUAUGAUGUAAUCUGCAAAUGUCUUGUUUGUGGAAGAUACUCAGCCCAUCAUGACCUUUGGGGGGGACUUUUGUAUAUAGGGUGAGCAUGAGCCAACAAUGAGUUUAAAAAACCAUGCAGGAGCUAGUGCGUGCACUGAAGUGGGACUGUCGUAAAUUAAGUUUCAAUACUAACUUGAUUUCUUUGGUUUGGGACUUUUCUAAUGUCUUUUUAUUGCUAUUUAUGGUUGAUUUAAUGGACUUACUUUUAGACAG
This is a messenger RNA of Leptosomus discolor (cuckoo roller), 1231 nucleotides long. NCBI's taxonomy places the organism in Eukaryota, Metazoa, Chordata, Aves, Leptosomiformes, Leptosomidae. The record is from RefSeq and is a predicted model, not a curated record.